Messenger RNA from Bursaphelenchus okinawaensis, 3979 nucleotides. Lineage: Eukaryota; Metazoa; Nematoda; Chromadorea; Rhabditida; Aphelenchoididae. The record is from the annotation of a GenBank genome assembly.
AUGUUGAUUGCACCAGUUAGGCCAGCCGAGUUUCGACGAGCCAGAGUGAGUUACAAAAAGUUUGGCUGGUUCGUAACCAUCCGCUUUCUUCCUGUUCCCCAACGCACCCAAACGGAAAGUUCCGUCGAAGUUCGGGUGCACUUUAAAUAUAAACGCUAUUAUUCAAACUGUUCAUGAGAAAUCAUUCCACGAUUUCCAUCCACAAACGAGCCUACGUGCAGUUUGUAAAGGAACAGAAUCGGCGUGCUUUAAUAAAAAAUUCAAAAAAUUGACGGGCUUCGGCUAAAAAAGGCAAAAAAUCAACAAGGUUUAGCGGAAAAGUGAACAAAUCAAGUGCUCUGUGGUAAAUCAUUAAAAACUUGCUGAUUCGAGGGUUGAUUCACGUUGAUUCGGCUACAGUUCGCAACACUUUUUUUAUGUAUUGUAUUGUAGCGAUUUGGUUUUUUUGGGUAAAAAGUUAAAUUUUUUAACUGUCAAGGCAAAAUGAUUAUGAUUUGUGGAAAUAUGAAAAUUUUUUAACGCAUAAUUUUUUACUGUGAUUCUAAUCACUUUUUACUGUAUAUUCUAAUAACAAGACUACGGGAUAGAUGUUGCAAAAUGUAGCUUUUCUGUCGAAGUUUGUUGAUUUUUUGACUUUUUUCAUCAAAGAACGUUAAUUUUUGAAUUUUUACUAAACCACGCUGAUUUGUUCCCUUCAUAAUCUGCACGUAGGCUCUUUAAGCAUAUAAUGUUUGGUUUGGGAGACGAUUUCUUUUAAAUAUCUCUAAUAUUUUGACUGUUAAAAAAUUUUUAAGGUGUGGUAGAACUUGCACGCGUAUUUUUGUUUGGGUGUGUUGAGAAAAAACUGAAAAUCAAAUGUUUAAAGGACUAUGAAACGUCCUCUCAGAAUGUUGGCGUUCUGGAGUCUUUAUAGUUAUCAUUUAAUAAUACACAGAACGACUUAUUUUUAACAGCAGUUCUUGCAGACGGAACCCUCGGAACGCCAAAGCGCACAUUCGUCCGAGGAUGCGGGCGAAUCCGGCUCGGUCCCGCUGGACGGAUCGCCGCUAGUGUUGGACGAAAGAGGGAAAAUUGAGCGAAAAAUUACCAAAGUACGCGAAAAAAUCACGAUGAACACGAUAGCACGAGAAGGAGAUGUAGAAGAAUACCUAAGAAUCACUAAUGGAGUCGACAACGUUGGAGACAAUCCUCAAUUGGCAAGGAUACGACAACAUUUUGAAAAGAAAAACAAGAAAUAUAGUCAGGAGGCAGAUCAGCUACAGAAGAAGUUGGAUGAGCUGGAAAGGAGGUUGGACGAAGUUAAUAGUGGCACUGAGACUCAAAAACAGUCUCAUCAUAGGAUGUUUCAUAAUGUUGGGCAUGGAAUUAAGUAAGUUAUUAGACAGUAGUUAGAGGAUCUUAUGCUAGACAUAGUUGUGCAAUAGUGUCGUAAUCGAUGUUUAAACGUUGUCAAAGGUUUCAGCUUAUAAUUUUUUGCAAGACAAGGCUAAGACCACAAAAAUAUUGUAAAAUAACGCCAUUAAAACCUUAUUUUAGGUCUGAAAUUUCACAUUUCUAUACCUAAAACAACAAAAUUUAUAAAAAUCUAAGACCUGUCUGAUUAUCAACUAAAAAACUAGAGACUUUUGCUUUUUUCGGAGAAUUUUGACACUUUUAAGGAACCAUAAAGGAAAAUCCCCAGCUCUUAAAAGAGAGCAAGAUCAAAAAAUACGAAAGACACGUGAGACACAUUCUGAUUCACAGACGUUUUUGAUCUGUCAACGAUUAUAACGUACGGUAGAUGGUCACUGAAAGGUUUAUAGUACAGUAGCGAAUAUAAAAUUGUAAAAUGUUGUAUUUAAGUAGAGGAAGAAGGUAUAAAGUUGUAAAAGGUUAUAUUGUAGUAGAGAAAAAUGUUAUGAAUUUGUAAAAAAAUUAUAUUGUAGCGGAUGAAAAUGGUAUAAAGUUGUAAACAACCUGAUAUUAGGUUGUUCAAAUAGUUCUGUGUCUUUCAUAAAGCCAAUUUUUUCAUUUUAGUGGCUCAGAAUUAAUUGAACAACUCAAUAUUAUAGUAGAUGAAAAAGAUCUCAAAUCGUCUACAAGUGAAGAUAGUAUGACAAGAAGAUGGAAAAAUGAAAAAUGGUGCAAAAAAAGCCAUAUAAAAGUGAAAAUUUUUCAGAAAAACGGGAGUAAAUCUGAAGGAAAUGACUGGAAGUGUAAUCAACGCACCCUUGGAUAUUGCUCAAAAAGUGAAACGAAACGUAUUUGGAUCGGCCGAUAACAUUCCAGUCGCCGUGGACAGUGGCGCUUCAAACGUUGGUCAGUCGAUUUUCUACGAAAACGGGUAUCAGCCACAAUCAACUGCUUCGCUAACUGAACCGUAAGUUUAUGGGUAUUAUUUUUGGCUGACAUAUCUUACUUAUCAACUAUUUAGAGGUAGUUGAGGGGUAAGAUGUGUAGGAAUGUUGAUAGGUAAGGAUAAGGGUUUUAUAUAGGUACUAGGGGGUUUUUAGGUAACAUUUUAGGUGUUUCUUUAUUUAAAAAAUUGGAGAAGGCAAAUUUGGAAUAUGUAAUUUUAAAUUUUAGGUAACAUUUAUAGAUAUACUUGAUUUUUAGUAGCAUUCUGAGUAAAAAUUUCAAAUUUUAGGUAAUAAUUGGUAUAAAUAUACGAAUUUUAUGUAAAAAAAAUUAAUUUUAAAAAUUUUAGAGAGCCAAAAAAGACCGUCCAAACUCCAAUUCGAAAUGAAAUCGAACCUUCAAAUCGCCUGUCAAUAUCACAUUAUGAUGAACAGGAGUUGAACAUCAAGCUCAUGAAGGAAAUCGAACAUCUCAAGUCACAAAACAGCGCGAAUAAACAUGCCUACGAGAAUUUGAAGGUAAAAUACGUUAUUUUCUUGUCUUUGUUUUAAAGGGCAAUAUUAUAAAAAGAUUGUGAUUUAACGAUAUUCUUUCAGAAAGAAUCAGAAAACGAGAUCAAGAAUCUUCGAGUGGAUUUAGUAGCUUCAACUUAUAAGAUCACGGUAAGUAUAGCCAAUAUUUUACUCUGUUUGUAACGACAGGUUUGGGCCAGUCCCAUCAGAGUCAUACUAAAGUGGUUUGACUGUAGUUAAUUUUUAAAAGUUAGUUAAACUAUAAAUUCAACACAAAGAUAUGCAUUUUUUAAACUUAAUAUUUUGCUUUUAGAAGCUCGAGCAAAGCUUAAACGAAACAAUGGAUUUACAUCAAAACGAAGUGAAACAACUGAAAAAUGAGCUGAAUCUAAUUGGCACAAGAAUGGACUAUCAAUAUAAUGAUAGGUUCAAGAAGAUUGAAGAGAGCAUCGAAAAUGCACAGAAUAGGGUAGGGUUUUAACUUUUUUUGCUUCACAUGUUCUAACUUAUAUUGUUAUAGGUAUCUUAAGGUGAUUACUCUUUUGUAGGUAUUCUAAAUUAUAUACUUUUUUAUUUUUGACAAAUGGUUAUCUUCUUAAUUGUCAGUUUUCUCUAAAAAGUUGAAUUUUGAUAUAGGUAUAAUAUAAUAUUUAAAAAGAAAGAUUUUAAUGUAAAUUUAGAUGUACCGAAUGGAAUCAAAUUGGCAUGAAAACUCGGAAAAACUACUGGGAGUAGGUACCUUCAAGUGGAACCAUGUUAUGUUAUCCUUUGCUAAUAUUGUGGUCGAGGUUCUGAAGAUUAUAUUGUACGUGGUGGCCGUGGUAUUGGAUUCAGUAAAGCCACUUACUGGUACUAGGUAAGGGAUUGUAAAAUACGACAAACUUAACAAUGCAUGUUACUAUAGUUUGUGUACUAAAAGACAUGUAGUUUAAUAUAAACGAUGUGUAGUUUAUGAGGUAUAACAUCUUCAAAUCAAUUUAAAAAACCAAACUUAAAUAUUAAAAUUUUCCAGAAAACGAGCCGGCUUCCUACUCCUAGGCCUGUUCUCAUUGUUCAUCAUAUGGAAUGUGUUUGGAGGAAAGUCAACGCCAGUGGAACUGCCAACUACAACACAACCGCCCAUGACUUGA